GGGAUCAAAUGACACUCCUGGAAAUUUGAGCCAGUGAUACGAGACAUGGGCGUCACAUGCAUGAAGAAUGUAGGAAUCAGCGGAAUUGUUUAAAUAGGGAAACUACCAUCAGUUAUCAUUAAUCAUCUCCAGCCCAGCUCCACAUCUCUAAUCUACUUCUCUUUACAUCAUGACAGCCAUAAAGACCCUGAAACAGUUCCGCAACAAGUUUAAAGUAACGAAACUCCUGGGAGAAGGAGGGUAUGGCACAGUCUACCUUUGUGUUGAAAUCUCUACCAGGGUCCUCCGAGCAGUUAAGAGGUUACCAAACGUGAAGGACACCUACACCUCGCUGUGCCCCCGGAGACAGAGACAAGUUCCUAACGAAAUCCUGUUCCUAGAGUCCAUCUCUCAUCCUAGCAUCGUUAAGCUGCUGGACGUGUAUUUUGAUGAAGAUACCAACACUUGGUUCCUUGUUCAGGAGUAUCAUCCUGGAUUUGAAGAACUGUUCUCGUACGUCAACAACAACGGCCCUAUGACAACACGUGAUAGCUCUAGCAUUGUCAAUCAGCUGAUCCGAGUGGUUAUGUAUCUUCUCCACGACCGGAUGAUCGACCAUCGUGAUAUAAAGGAUGAGAACAUCCUGUAUAACCCUAAAACCAAGCAGAUAAAACUGAUCGACUUCGGCUCUGCAGCAAAGCUUUCCUCAGAACCCUAUACAUCGUUUAGGGGUACAGACGUCUACAUUCCACCAGAGUACUACCUAAACCGAAAGUAUUCAGCCCUUCCUGCAACUGUGUGGGCUAUAGGGUGCAUCAGCUUCAUUCUACUUGAGGGAGAAUGUCCUUUUGAUAACCGAGAAGCAGUUAAGACUUUUACAAGUAUGUCAGACUUCAAAGACCCAAAGUUUCUGAGACAGACGAAGAGAGUGAACUUUAUAGAACAGUGCCUGAACCCGAGCGCUGAUAAGAGGAUUGAUUUGUCAGAUAUCUCAGCUCAUCCUUGGUUGCAGAUUUGA
Bolinopsis microptera is the source of this 997-nucleotide messenger RNA. Its product is annotated as serine/threonine-protein kinase pim-2-like. Bases 170 to 997 code for a protein of 275 amino acids. NCBI's taxonomy places the organism in Eukaryota, Metazoa, Ctenophora, Tentaculata, Lobata, Bolinopsidae. The record is from RefSeq and is a predicted model, not a curated record. Gene Ontology annotation, biological process: protein autophosphorylation. The transcript has a single exon. Gene Ontology annotation, molecular function: protein serine/threonine kinase activity; ATP binding. Gene Ontology annotation, cellular component: cytoplasm.